AUCCUCAAACUCCAAGAGGUCCCGGAAUAUCAUCAUGUUCUUAUUCUAAUUUUCGCGAUAGUGUAUGUAAAUGGCCGCCUAUACAAGUUUCAGAAAUACCAGCAGAGUGCACAUCUUUAAAUUACCUUGUAGCUUUAAUUGAUAAAAAUUACUGUAUUGGUCCAUCAACAUCAGGUUCAGAUUAUGCAAUUUUAGACACUUUAUUGGCCAGUGAUAAGGAUGUAUAUUUAUACUACGGCCGGGAAACGACAACAGAUUGGGCUAAUGUGCUUGGUAAUGGAUGUGCAGAAGCCAAUGCAUUAAAAGAAAUGAAUUCAUUAGAAGUAUUUUUUGAGGCACAUAAGGGGAUCGAUGGUCUUAUACUUGUUGGUAUAACCUAUGAACCUAGCGACCCAGAAUUUGCAAACUUUACUGAAAAUUUUAAAAUAUAUCUUGAUGUGCUGAAAAAAAAGUUUCCAAAUCUGGCGAUUGGGUUGGAUUUAUUUGCAUCAUUCCUUAUAGAUCAGUAUAACGAUCCAAAACGCGUAUGGUUGGAUUUCAAAGUAUUAGACGUAUCUAUUGAUUUUUAUGCUGUUACUAUGGAGGAAUUUAAUCCAUGCAAUGCUGACUUCAAAACCGGAACUGUUAUAAAAUCUGCAAAAAAUAUAAUACAUACAUUGGAUAUAUUAGCAGAUGUCUUACAAAAAACGAAUAUUCCAAAAGCAAAAACAUAUUUUAAAUUUAAAACAAACCCAGAAUCACCUGAUGAUACACUGAUUCUUUGUGGUAUGAAUAAUGAAAAGUUGUGUGAAUUGCCGUCAACCGUAACAUGUGAUUGGUGUUCAGAUACCAUAGCAUCAUACAAUGAAAAGGGUAAAUUUUCGAAAGAAUAUGGCGCUGGCUUUAUUGCUCGUUAUAUUGAUUUUGAAGAUAAAAAUAAUACUUGUAAAUGUGAAAAACCAUUCUUUGCCUUUUACGCUUUGCUAGAUGGUUUUAAUGGUAUUACAUCAAAACCCUGUGAAUUAUUUGAUAAUCGUAAUUAAUAGCAUAAUUAAAAUUUUUACACCAACCACAAUUAUUAACAUGUUUAAAGACAAAUAAUUAUAAUACAUAUUAUACGUCAUUA
Molecule: messenger RNA, 1105 nt
Organism: Aphis gossypii (cotton aphid)
Lineage: Eukaryota; Metazoa; Arthropoda; Insecta; Hemiptera; Aphididae
Exons: 8
Coding region: 309-1022 (237 amino acids)
Source: RefSeq, a predicted model, not a curated record